Cynoglossus semilaevis (tongue sole) is the source of this 5024-nucleotide messenger RNA. RefSeq names its product aryl-hydrocarbon receptor nuclear translocator 2 (gene arnt2). Gene Ontology annotation, cellular component: nucleus; cytoplasm; transcription regulator complex. Gene Ontology annotation, molecular function: DNA-binding transcription factor activity; protein dimerization activity. NCBI's taxonomy places the organism in Eukaryota, Metazoa, Chordata, Actinopteri, Pleuronectiformes, Cynoglossidae. The transcript is spliced from 19 exons. The record is from RefSeq and is a predicted model, not a curated record. Gene Ontology annotation, biological process: regulation of DNA-templated transcription. The coding region runs from base 1088 to 3109 and encodes 673 amino acids.
GACCUGCCGGGGACCGUUGGAAUGACCGGAGCAGUGGGUGGUGGCCAGGUGAGGAUGGGAGGAGCCGUGUCAGGCCGUGGCGGCAAAAGAAGAUCUGGAGGAAUGGACUUUGAUGACGAGGACGGCGAAGGACCGAGCAAAUUUUCAAGGUGAGAAUUUGAUUGCCCUCUUCAGGGCAUCUGAUGAAAUGUAAUAAAAUAAAUUAGGUCUGUAUUUAUACUUGUGCUGCAGCUAAAAUCAUAAUGUGUUCAUGUGGCACAGAGUAAUUAUUCAAAUAAAACACAGCUGGAUAAAGCUGACAUAGACCCAGUGUUUGUGACCCCCAUGACCCCAUGACUUACUUUACCUAUCAUUCCAUCACAACGGCAGACUUUUUUUUUGUUCACAGCUACUCUGUUACUGCCUCUGAACUGUUCCUUUGACCUUUUUAUUUGUCUCACCUUGUUUUUCCUUUUUUUCAUGCAGUGUAGUGUGCAGUAAGUGGGAGGUACAGUACAGUAAGUGCUUGUUUUAAUGAGCUGACGUCAUAGCAGUGGCUUUGUUUUUCCUAAGACGAGCUGUGGUGCGCGCUGUAUGAAGGAGGAGGAUGAGCUGCCCUCUGCUGGACACAGGAGAAACUGCAUGUUUUUUACAUUGGGAAGCAGCCACACGAAUGAUUUGUAGUCAAAAUGUGACGGUUUUCCCGCGGAAGCAAGACGAUGUUUGACCCAAAAAAGUAAACGUGGCUCAAAUAAUGAAACCUUGGAGAAAAAAGUUAAUGAAAGAGAGAAAGAUAUGUUGUAAUUAUAUUCUCCAGGUAGUGUAUUUUUCUUGCUAAGACUUUGGGUUUUUUUUUACGUAAACUCCCCUGGCUGUAACAUUACAGCAUGUACCAGGUUAAAUACCAGGUAUUUUUUUAUUUUAUAUUUAUUUUUUUUAAUUUCUUGGCAGGAAUUUAAUUCCCAGUUUUCUUCAGGUCAUCAAACAACUGUCUUCAAAAGUGUGUUCUGCAGGAAUAAGGUAUGAUGACGAUCAGAUUCCUGUUGGGGAUAAGGAGCGAUAUGCUAGGGAGAACCACAGUGAGAUUGAGCGACGCCGACGCAACAAAAUGACCCAGUACAUCACCGAGCUGUCGGACAUGGUCCCCACCUGCAGCGCCCUGGCCAGAAAACCCGACAAACUGACCAUACUGCGUAUGGCGGUUUCCCACAUGAAGUCCAUGAGGGGCACGGGCAACACAUCCACGGACGGAGCCUAUAAACCGUCCUUCCUCACAGAGCAGGAAUUAAAGCACCUGAUCCUGGAGGCUGCGGACGGCUUCCUGUUUGUGGUCGCUGCGGAGACGGGCCGUGUGAUCUACGUGUCAGACUCGGUGACGCCCGUCCUCAACCAUCCGCAGUCGGAGUGGUUCGGCAGCACCCUCUACGAGCAGGUUCAUCCAGAUGAUGUGGACAAGUUGAGGGAACAGCUCAGCACCUCGGAAAACUCCAUGACAGGAAGAAUCCUGGACCUGAAGACAGGAACGGUGAAGAAGGAGGGACAGCAGUCCUCCAUGAGGAUGUGCAUGGGCUCUCGACGCUCCUUCAUCUGCCGCAUGAGAUGCGGCAGUGCUCCUCUGGAUCACAUCUCCCUCAACCGUCUGUCCAACAUGAGGAAGAGAUACAGGAACGGACUUGGACCGUCCAAAGAAGGAGAAGCCCAGUACUCUGUGGUCCACUGCACCGGCUACAUCAAAGCCUGGCCCCCCGCAGGAAUGACCAUACCUGAAGAAGACACCGAGGCCGGACAGACGGGAAAGUACUGCUUAGUUGCUAUUGGACGACUCCAGGUGACCAGCUCUCCCGUGUCCAUGGACAUGAACGGCCUGUCGGUGCCCACAGAGUUCCUGUCACGUCACAAUUCUGACGGCGUCAUCACCUUCGUUGAUCCACGCUGUAUCAGCGUCAUUGGUUAUCAGCCUCAGGACCUUCUAGGAAAGGACAUUCUGGAAUUCUGUCAUCCCGAGGACCAAAGUCACCUGAGGGAAAGUUUCCAGCAGGUUGUGAAGUUGAAGGGACAGGUUCUGUCUGUGAUGUACCGUUUCCGGAUGAAGAACAGGGAAUGGAUGCUGAUCCGAACCAGCAGCUUCACCUUCCAGAACCCGUACUCCGACGAGAUCGAGUACAUCAUCUGCACCAACACCAACGUCAAGCAGUUGCAGCAGCAGCAGCAGGCAGAGCUGGAGGUUCACCAGAGAGAUGGACUGACGGCCUACGAUCUGUCCCAGGUCCCUGUGUCCAAUGUUAGCAGCGGCGUACACGAGGCGGGGAAGAACAUUGACAAGACAGAAGCCCUGUUCUCUCAGGAGAGAGACCCACGCUUCGCUGAGAUGUACACCGGCAUCUCCGGCUGUACGAGCGCUGGAGAUAAGAAGAUGAUGGUUCCCUCCUCCACUGCUGGUGGACAGCAGCUCUACUCCCAAACUUCCCCUUUCCAGCAGGGACACUCUGGCAAAAGCUUCAGUUCGUCCGUCAUCCACGUGCCUGGUGUUAACGACAUCCAGCCGUCGGGUUCGUCCAAUCAAAAUCUGGCUCAGAUUUCCAGGCAGCUCAAUGCGGGUCAAGUGGCAUGGUCAGGCAACCGCCCCCCCUUCUCUGGACAGUCCAGCAAAGCCCAGUCCAGUCCUUUUGGAAUCGGUUCCGGACACAGCUAUCAGACGGACCCGGCCUCCUACAGUCCCCUGUCAUCGCCGGCCACUUCCUCUCCGAGCGGCAACGCGUACUCAGGACUGACGAACCGCAGCACAACAUUUGAUGUGUCAGGAGAGGGCAGUCAGAGUGGAGCCCAGUUCCAGGGUCGUCCCAGCGAGGUGUGGUCCCAGUGGCAGAACCAACAUCACUCCCAGCAGCCCGGGGAACAGCACUCACACACCAACCCCAGCCAGACACAGAGGUCUUCCAGGACAUGUUACCCAUGGCUGGAGAUCCUACCCAGGGAGCAGCCAACUACAACAUCGAGGACUUUGCUGACCUUGGCAUGUUCCCGCCCUUCUCUGAGUAACCUGCCCCCCUCCUCCCCUGUCCUCACACCAUCAUCCUCUAUUCCUCCCCGGUUUCUCUUUCUUUCACUGCUCUUCUCAGAACUGGCCUAAUGUUUGUAGUCAUCUCUCAUCUUGUCAUAGAUUUUUUUUUUUUACACUGGGUCAGAAGUUUCAAAAUGAUUUUUUCACGGAGGUUAAAGACGAUCAGCUGCAGUGAAAAAUGCUGAAUUGUUCAAAAGGAAAUGAGAAAACUUCCAUCGAAUUAUCAAAAAAGAAAAAGAAGAAGAAAAUGCUGAAGUCAGCAGAACUGAAAACACAGACAAACGGUUAACGUGGAACCUCCGAGAACACACAGGACUGAGGAAACUGUGGCUGUGUGAGGUAUUAACACAGGUAUUAAAUGUGUAACUACGCCAACCUCUGGUACUGCUGCGAGAACACAGAUGUUCCCUGGAACUGACAGCACGGCCACCCGCAGGAACACGAGUGCAGACAGAUUUUUAGCCCCUGGAACUGUUUUAUCCCUUCACCAAAGUGGAUACUGAUGAAGCUGCCGGUUCGAUGCCGGCACAGACUGAUGGACAGAACAAGAGCAGUUCUCGUGUUUUUGUAACACUAAUGUUCUUGAAGGGACUAACGCAACUAAAGGACGUUAACAGGGAAAUGUUCUGGUUCUGUUGUUUCAACGAUGGUUCUCAGACCAGGCUAGGACUAAGGUACAGUUUGCAUGAACCACAUGUGGUUCCAAAUUUCUUUCUGCUGCGGCCCCCUUUUGUAGAUAGAACUGUUGUGGAGUCCUACAGAACCCAUGUCGACACAUCUGCAGGUAUUGGCCCAAAGCUCCCCGGAACUGUUUUUCUGAAACAGUAACUCUUCAUCAAACAAAGAAAAAUCAGAUCUGUGGCUCAAAGUCAAAUUCAUUCGCCCUCUUCCCAAAUAGCCCCACGUCCUCAUGAGGGGGGUGCCCCCUAUUUUUAGAACCAGUGGUUUAAAGUAAGUCCUGUGCACUUCACCUUUGUUGUGUGAAGUUCGACGGUGAGUAAAAAUCAAAGACGACGUCUUUAAAACUGAAGCCACAGAACGACGACCCUUUGAUCUGCAGAAUUGUCGGUUGAAGUCUGUGACUCGUCCUCCAGUGUCCACCACAGACACAGUCAACAGACUGACUGUAUCUAUGACCUCACACUCGGACACACAUGGAUUAUUAAUUUAGAGGUGUUUUUUUUAUCCCCACAGGAAGUUAUUGACCUGAGACAAGGGCACGGAGGGUCGUCUCUGUGACGAUCGGCUCUGAGGAUUUAUAUCUGUUCUUUACUUUUACUUUCCUGAUCUUUGUGGCCUGUAAAUAUCAGUGUAUAUGUCAGUAUUGUCCUAAAGCCUUUGACCUCUGGGUCACGUGGGUGAAUCACCAACGCUCUCUCAAUCACACAGCGCAAAACAGCUCUCUCUAUAUGUUCUCACACAACAGCGUCAUGGGUGAAGGGGGCGCUGCAGCGACCGGGUGGUGGAAAUGUCAUCGAAGCAUCAGCAUGCACUCCCCUGCACUCAGCAGCAGCAGCAUUAGCAUUAGCAUUAGCAACAUCAGAGCUGUUGGUCUAACAGGUUGAUGACACAUUGUUUCAAACGUCAGUCUGUCAGAGGGAGGUGGAGGUCAGGUGGUUCAUAAGUACUUUAACUGAGCCGCUGCUCCACUUAACGAAGUAUAUGUCAGUAUUAUAAUGUACUUUGUCAUUAUAUGGUACUGACAUACAGAACACAACCAGAAGGACUACUUUUGAUGGGAAACACACAAAAAAAAACACACUAUCGUCUGCAAAGAGUGUUCAGUUUAGUUUUGUUGCUGCUCGCCUCCACCACCCGCUGACCUCGCCCCCCACACCUGAACCUCCAUCGACCGUACGACGUUAUCUUUGUGUAGUGACGUCCACAGCUGCACUGGUGAAAGUACAGAGUGAUCCUGUGUUUAUGUGAAAACUACAUCCUUAAAAAAAAAAAAAGCAACAGCUUGAAGUGCACUUGAUGAAGC